AGGGGCGGGCCGGGGAGGCGGCGGAGCGCGCUGGUGCUGAUGCAGGAUGGCUGAGCGCGCAGGAGCCCGGGAGGUCUGAGCCGGGCGAGGCUCGCUCGCUGCGCAUCGCCUCGUUCGCCCGCCGCGUGGUCGCGGGCAGGUGGGCCCGGGGCGCCGCUCCGGGUUAGCGCAGGGCCAGGGAAGGCAGGUCUGCAGCCGGCGGGGCCGGAGGCUGACAGACUGCCCACCUACCCGGUCUCGGAGCGGCCGGAGCUGCCCAGCCCACCGAGUUCGCGAUGACCUGCUGAGAAGCUUCGUCGGAGGCUGCAGGAGGCGGCCUCGCCGAGGGUGGUGCGGUUCGCGGCCUCCUCCCUCGUCGCGCCGAACCUCGGCCCCCCACCCAUCCCCGCGCCCCCUCCCAGCCUCCGGCCGAGAUGGCGGAUCCAGCCGAAUGCAGCAUCAAAGUGAUGUGCCGGUUCCGGCCCCUCAACGAAGCGGAGAUCCUCCGCGGGGACAAAUUCAUCCCCAAAUUUAAAGGCGAUGAGACCGUGGUGAUCGGGCAAGGGAAGCCGUAUGUCUUCGACAGAGUGCUGCCUCCCAGCACGACCCAAGAGCAGGUUUACAAUGCAUGUGCAAAGCAAAUUGUCAAAGAUGUCCUUGAAGGUUAUAAUGGGACGAUUUUUGCUUAUGGACAGACUUCAUCAGGAAAAACGCAUACCAUGGAGGGGAAGCUACAUGACCCUCAACUCAUGGGGAUCAUCCCGAGGAUCGCACAUGACAUCUUUGACCAUAUUUAUUCCAUGGAUGAAAACCUGGAGUUUCACAUCAAGGUUUCCUAUUUUGAGAUCUACUUGGACAAAAUCAGGGACUUACUCGAUGUAUCCAAGACAAACUUGGCUGUUCAUGAAGAUAAAAACAGAGUCCCAUACGUAAAGGGGUGCACCGAGCGGUUUGUGUCAAGCCCGGAGGAAGUCAUGGAUGUGAUAGAUGAAGGCAAAGCAAACCGACAUGUGGCUGUAACAAACAUGAAUGAACACAGCUCUAGAAGUCACAGUAUCUUUCUGAUUAAUAUUAAACAAGAGAAUGUAGAGACCGAAAAAAAACUCAGUGGGAAGCUUUAUCUAGUUGAUUUGGCUGGAAGCGAAAAGGUCAGCAAAACUGGUGCCGAGGGAGCUGUUCUUGACGAAGCUAAAAAUAUCAAUAAGUCUUUGUCUGCUCUGGGAAAUGUGAUCUCUGCCUUGGCAGAAGGGACAAAAACACACGUGCCGUACCGGGACAGCAAGAUGACUCGGAUUCUUCAGGACUCUCUGGGUGGGAACUGUAGAACCACCAUCGUUAUUUGCUGUUCUCCCUCUGUCUUCAAUGAAGCUGAGACCAAGUCAACGCUGAUGUUUGGACAAAGGGCUAAGACCAUCAAGAAUACAGUCUCUGUGAACCUGGAACUGACAGCGGAAGAAUGGAAGAAGAAAUACGAAAAAGAGAAAGAGAAAAACAAGACUUUGAAGAAUGUUAUCCAGCAUCUGGAGAUGGAGCUAAACAGAUGGAGAAAUGGAGAAGCUGUGCCUGAGGAUGAACAAAUCAGCGCUAAGGACCAGAAGACCCUGGAGCCCUGUGAUAACACCCCCAUCAUAGACAACAUCGCUCCUGUUGUUGCCGGCAUCUCUGCAGAGGAAAAGGAGAAGUAUGACGAGGAGAUCUCCAGUCUCUACAGACAACUCGAUGACAAGGAUGAUGAAAUUAACCAGCAGAGCCAGCUGGCUGAAAAGCUAAAGCAACAGAUGUUGGAUCAGGAUGAGCUUUUAGCUUCCACAAGAAGAGACUAUGAGAAGAUCCAGGAGGAGCUGACGCGUCUCCAGAUUGAAAACGAGGCAGCCAAAGAUGAGGUGAAGGAAGUUCUCCAGGCCCUAGAGGAGCUGGCUGUCAAUUAUGACCAGAAAUCACAGGAAGUGGAGGACAAGACCAGGGCCAAUGAGCAGCUGACGGAUGAGCUGGCCCAGAAAACGACUACACUGACAACCACACAGAGAGAGCUGAGCCAGCUACAAGAGCUCAGCAACCACCAGAAAAAGAGAGCUACCGAGAUCCUGAAUUUGCUGUUGAAGGAUCUGGGGGAGAUCGGUGGAAUUAUUGGCACCAAUGAUGUGAAGACUUUGGCAGAUGUGAAUGGAGUCAUUGAAGAGGAAUUCACCAUGGCUCGUCUGUACAUCAGCAAGAUGAAGUCGGAGGUCAAGUCCCUGGUGAACCGCAGCAAACAGCUGGAGAGCGCCCAGAUGGACUCCAACAGGAAGAUGAAUGCCAGCGAGCGGGAGCUGGCAGCUUGCCAGCUGCUCAUCUCCCAGCACGAAGCCAAGAUCAAAUCCCUGACAGACUACAUGCAGAACAUGGAACAGAAGAGGAGGCAGCUGGAGGAGUCCCAGGACUCACUCAGUGAAGAGCUGGCCAAGCUCCGAGCCCAAGAAAAAAUGCAUGAAGUCAGCUUCCAGGAUAAGGAAAAGGAACAUCUGACGCGGCUGCAGGAUGCUGAGGAGAUGAAGAAGGCGCUGGAGCAGCAGAUGGAGAGCCACCGGGAAGCUCACCAGAAGCAGCUGUCCAGACUUCGAGAUGAAAUUGAGGAGAAGCAGAAAAUCAUUGAUGAGAUUCGGGAUUUGAAUCAGAAACUGCAACUGGAACAAGAGAAGCUCAGCUCUGAUUAUAACAAGCUGAAAAUAGAGGACCAGGAGAGAGAACUGAAGCUGGAAAAGCUCUUAUUGCUCAAUGAUAAAAGGGAACAAGCCAGAGAGGACCUCAAAGGGCUGGAGGAGACAGUGUCUCGAGAACUGCAGACUCUGCAUAACCUCCGUAAACUCUUUGUCCAGGAUCUGACUGCCCGGGUUAAAAAAAGUGUCGAGCUGGACAGCGAUGAUGGAGGGGGCAGUGCUGCCCAGAAGCAGAAAAUUUCCUUCUUGGAGAACAACCUGGAGCAGCUCACUAAGGUUCACAAACAGCUGGUCCGGGACAACGCGGACCUGCGCUGCGAGCUGCCCAAGCUGGAGAAGCGGCUGCGCGCCACGGCGGAGCGCGUCAAGGCCCUGGAGAGCGCGCUGAAGGAGGCCAAGGAGAACGCCAUGCGGGACCGCAAGCGCUACCAGCAGGAGGUGGAUCGCAUCAAGGAGGCUGUGCGAGCCAAGAACAUGGCCAGGAGGGCCCACUCGGCCCAGAUCGCCAAGCCCAUCCGCCCUGGACACUACCCGGCAUCGUCUCCAACGGCCGUCCACGCCAUCCGAGGGGGAGGAGGUGGCUCUUCGAACUCCACUCACUUCCAGAAAUAAAUAUGAAAUGUGACUCUCCACGCAGCAUGUCAAGGACAUGGAUCACCAAUUCCCUUAUUUUUUUUCUCUUCUACACAAUUUCCAUUUUCUUUUACACUUGCUUACCCCAGCUGUCUGCAGUACACCAGUUUCAGAUAUGUGAGUUGUGUAGAAUUUCUGUGUACAAAUAUGUGCUUGGACUUUUCUCUUCCUGAGAAAUCUGAAGGGGACGAUCACAGAAGAUCCACUUACCCCGGGGAACCAAUGCCGUGGCCUCGGGCUCAGGGCAUUGGGUGGUCUCUGGGCGGUCCCUGGAGCCUCCUUUCUUGGCAGUGCACUGUCCCAGAAACGCCCUAACAUGCCAUUCCCUGGGGAGAGCCACCAAGUGCCGUGGAGGCGGGGGAUCACGCUCUGCCGCAACUGUCUGGUUUCCUGUAAAAUAAACACAUUACUUUAUAUUUUUAGGGAACAGAAAAAGUGCUGCUAUAGGGUUCAAAAUUUUCAUUCUGAACACUUUUCCAAAACAAGUUACUCCAAGGAAGCAUUUUGAAUACCCUGGUCACAUCUUUGGAUCUGUAAAAUACACCUUUUAGUAUGGCACCUGUUAAAAUGCAAAACAAAUUUCUUCAAGGCAGAAAAACAAUCUGACGGUAGCAAUGUAGAAUUUGUUCAUUCAAACAUAUCUCUGUAAAUGCAAAAAGUCAUAAAAUUCACCUCUGAGCUGCUUGCUAUUGAACCUGCAGUGACUAGUUUCAGCCAGCCCAGUUUGAACAUCAUUCCUUGAGAAGUGUUGAAAAUGCUGCAAAGUUGGAUGAGUGGAAAUGGGCUUGCCCCUCUCCAUACUUCCUCCUCCUAAUCCUACUGGAGCUUGCACUGGGGAUGGCCUCUUUCUCUAGGGAACCAUCUUAAGCCUUGGGGGGAUGUUACUAACGAAAUCCAGGAUCGUUCCAGCAGUUGAAAAAGGAAGGCUUGGGAGGAAGUAAUUGACGAAUUUGUGUGCCUAUCAAUAAGUUGCCAUGAAUAAGUUGCUAUUUUAACCCAUCAUUGCUGACUGUUUACUUGAGUUCUCUGGUUGGCAUCAAAUAGGUAGGUUUCAUCUUCUUAGGCAGAAUUAGAAGAAUUUGGUAUGGAUGGAUUUUUUACCUUUAGUUAUUGCUGUAUUUAAAUACAUGAAUCUAAAGCUGAGUCAACUGUUAACUUCCAGUGCAUGUUAAAAUGAUCAAUUUCUAGGUAGUAAAGUUUUCAGGGAAACUGACAAGGAUUUGAUUAACUUGGUCUUGUGUGCUGCUACUUGUUUUGACAAAUUUGAGGGUAAGUCAAUGACAACCAAACCAGUCUCCCUGAAAGCACCUAUCCUGUCAUUGUGCCUGCCCAAGAUGAGUGAGCGGACACAGUGCCUGCUGCUGUCACCACUGGAAUGAAAUGUAUGCCGGGGGAGACAUUGAGCUUUCUCAUCGCUGUGUGGUCCAAGAUAGUUCAACAAAGUGUGUGUGUGUGAGUGUGUGUGUGAGUGAGUGAGGAUGAAGCACUAAGGACUGUGAAUUGACUUCUAAACUCUUCUUGUAUAAAAUCUCCCUAACCAAGCAAAGCUGCUUUGACUUAAUUUAUUUGUUAAACGUUGCAC
This is a messenger RNA of Ceratotherium simum simum (southern white rhinoceros), 4890 nucleotides long. It is a transcript of the gene KIF5C, whose product is annotated as kinesin family member 5C. Lineage: Eukaryota; Metazoa; Chordata; Mammalia; Perissodactyla; Rhinocerotidae. The record is from RefSeq and is a predicted model, not a curated record. Gene Ontology annotation, molecular function: microtubule binding; ATP binding; microtubule motor activity. Gene Ontology annotation, biological process: microtubule-based movement.